AUGACAGAAGUUAUUACUGGAGAUAUGGUACUUCUUGGUCUCCCGUUUGGACAAGAAAUUGACAUAUGGUCUCUUGGCUGCAUCUUAGCUGAGCUUUACCUAGGGAAGCCCCUAUUCUGGGCCAAGCAGAAGAAAGAGCUUUUGAGCCAGAUGACAUCACUGUUUGGUCCACUCCCAACUAAAGUCUACCAGAGGGCCAAGUUCUUCACUCAAUUCAAGGAAGCAGUCGGACAACCCCUGUCAUUCAUGGAUCGUUUCUCUAAGUUUGGAAGCAAGUUAGACUGCAAUGAUUUUAAGUUUGUUUCUUUUCUGCAAGGCAUGUUGACCUUUGACCCAAGUGAGCGUAUGUCUGUAUCGGAAGCUAUUCAACAUCCAUUCAUGGGACCUGAGUUAGCCAUCAGAUAUGUACUUCCAUUCAAAAUAAAUGGUAAGAUUAUAUGUCUGUAUUGUUUGUUUUCUUCCAAGAUCAAUGUCUUAGAAGUCAAUAAAACCCUUGAAACCAUAUUGUAAAUAACAAAUUAAAGGAACAGAUCAAUCAAAGUUUGAGAAAAAUCCAGUAAGUAAUAUGAAAGUUAUGAUAAUGUGAAUGUUAAGCUAUGGACAUUCUCCUGAUUCAGCCAAUAUUUAGGGAAUAUUGGAUCAUGGACCUAUUACAAAUGGACAUUCAACGAGAGCAUUUUACGGCCACCACCUGUUUCCAGCUGUCAAAAUUGCUGUCACACAGUUAACUUUCUCUUUGCGUUUUUUUAGACGAGCGCCCGGGGCGGUUGUUUACUCAAUCCCUUCUCGGACCAUGACAGUCACCGCUCGAUCUCUGGCCCUCUUUUGACCAGAUGCAGUCAUGUAAGCUCGAUUGCUGCGAUCAGGGAAAGUCCCUGCAUUACCUAUAAUGCAAUGCGCAAUUUAUUUCUGGUUUUCAAUACAUUUUUUCAUGCUGUCAAUAUUAUGCAAUUGUCGUCUGAUCAUCAGAAAAAAAUCCUAUUAAAUUUCGCCAAUCCUCUAGAAUUUUACGCCUUAAUGAAAAUCAACUUCUGACCGAAGGUAAGCGCGACUAUCGACAUCAAUACUGUCUGAAAAAUAUGCAUUUUUAUGUUUUUCCGCACAUUUCUCCGUCGAAUUUUAACUGCUUUUUUGCUGUAGAUAUACUGAUCUGCACGGUGAUGUCAAUGCAUUUUGUGAGCGGUUGUUAGCGAUGUACGUAAAAAAUAUGUUUAUGCAUGCCUGUUUUCUUGUUUUUCUGCAAUCAUUUUCAUAGCGCUAACGUUCGCUGCUGUGUGUUGCUUUUGAUAAAGUGAACGAACAACAUCGCAAUGUGUAGGAGCAGCGCACAAUUGAUUUCCGCUGUCCAUCAUUGACCGUGUUUUACGAGCGGCUUGAAGGGCGUCAGCUGCCAGCACUCUGUUUAUAAAAGGAUUAGCGGUGACGGUCUUCGGCUGAAAGGAGGGGAUUCAUUGAUUGUCCAUUUGUAAUAGGUCCAUGAUUGGAUGGCCUUGAAAGGGAUGCGUACAAAUAUUGUAUUAUUGUACAAUCCAAUAUUGUUCUUCAGCGAGUAACAAUAUUUCUACGCAUCCCACGAAAAUUGGUCAUCCAAUAUUAUUAAUAUUAUUUAGAUGCCCCCACAAAGCUAAACAUAGAUUAAAAAAGCAAAAACAUUGUUUUUGCUCACCAUUUUAUGUCAAUCCUGUAAAUCAUGAGCAUGGCAAUGACUGAGUAUUGUCAUUUUUUAAAGAAAUCUCUGUAAAGAUGCGCUCGCGUAUAGUGCAAGCGCAUUUUUAAUUAAUAAAUUGAUGCAAUCUCGCUCCUUUUCCACACCUGGCAGCUAAUACGCAAUGCGCGAUAGCUCAGUUGGUAGAGCGGGGGACUCGUAUUCCGGUGACCCGGGUUCGAUUCCCACUUGGUGCGCUAGUGCCCUUUGGUAAGGCAUUAAUCCUCAGUACCAGGUCCUUCGGAGGGGACCUUAAGCCGUCGGUCCUCUGGUUGCUUGCUUACAAGCAUUCAUGCUUUCUUAGCAAUCAGGUAAAAAAAUCACCACCAAUAUUACUUUGCAAUAGCUUCAUGUGCACAAUCAUUCAUUAACUAAUGAUAAUCUUAUGGGCGGGGCAAAAUAUUAAUUUAAUCCAAUAUGGAAAAUAUUGGAUGGUUUUCAUAGGCCUACACAUUAAAAAUCAGUUUUAAUAUUUUGUCUUGAAACAACCUGGCAAGACAUCAAAAAAUAUCUGCGCCUCUAAAACCCUACAUCUAAAUAACAAUAUGUGAUGCCACACAUGAACAAAUUUCCAUUCUCCUUGUGUACGUAAUUCACUUUAAAUCAACAGUUUUAUAAAGUAUCCAUACAUCAGGGACAUUUCUGAGUUGUGAUGAAUUUGAAUCAAACUUGUAUUGCUGUUGAUUUAUAUUUUUGUAUUUAAGAGACAGGUAUAAGAUCUAUCGCAAUGUAGUUGUUUCAUAAAGUAUGUAAUGGACAGUGGCAAGGGGAGAGAGUCUUUCGUGGGGAGAUUUCCAUAAAAUUUCUUAAUGCUUGUCAAAUAGUUCUCAAACUUUGAUUGCUCUUAAUCUUGGAUUUUUCUAUUUUCACACAAGUUAACUUGUUUCAAGGGUUCAAUUUUCUUUUUAACCACUAUUCAUUCUUUCUUUCUCUUCUUUCUUUCAUUCAUUAUCAUCUGUCUGUCUAUCUAUCCUCAUCCUCUCCAUCCCAUCAUUUCUUUUUAUUUGUAUCUUCUUGAUACCUUUUCAUUGUCUUUUCCCCAUUCUUGUACUUUCCCACCUUUUGUCACUUUUUGAAGCUGUUAUUAAUUCUUUAUAGUUGUUUACACUUUUGUGCAUGUUAUUCAUGCCACUGCCCACUACUUGGCUACCCUUCAGAAUACUCAUUUUUGUUGAAUGUGGUAAUUUUAAGGCAAAAAAGUAAAACCCAGAUAUGAACUGCUUAUUUUGUUGUUUACAAUUCUCAUUGUGACAGCAAGUCCUCUAUUUUCUGUUUGCUUUGUUUUUUUUAUUUCAUAUUUACUUGGAACUGUAGCUUGCUUGAAGAAAAGCAUUUAGUUGCAUUUUCAUACAUAUGAUUGUUAGUAUUUUCAUUAAACAAUGAAAUGCUGUUUUUACUAUUUUCUAUUUUUUUGAUCCAGUUUUUUUGUACAUUACUGGUAUAACCAUUGUAUCUUUUUAAUUUUGUGUAUAUGAAUUGUUUGUCAGUCUCAUUCAGAUAUAUUUAUAAGACAGAUCGUGUCACUUAUGGUUAGAAAGAAAAAAGAUUGGCACUAUAUCCUUCAAGU
This is a messenger RNA of Lytechinus pictus (painted urchin), 3272 nucleotides long. RefSeq names its product dual specificity tyrosine-phosphorylation-regulated kinase 2-like. Gene Ontology annotation, molecular function: ATP binding; protein serine/threonine kinase activity. The record is from RefSeq and is a predicted model, not a curated record. Lineage: Eukaryota; Metazoa; Echinodermata; Echinoidea; Temnopleuroida; Toxopneustidae. The transcript is spliced from 6 exons. Gene Ontology annotation, biological process: peptidyl-serine phosphorylation; peptidyl-threonine phosphorylation. The coding region runs from base 1 to 510 and encodes 169 amino acids.